Sus scrofa (pig) is the source of this 1775-nucleotide messenger RNA. RefSeq names its product ceramide kinase like (gene CERKL). The record is from RefSeq and is a predicted model, not a curated record. Lineage: Eukaryota; Metazoa; Chordata; Mammalia; Artiodactyla; Suidae. Gene Ontology annotation, biological process: phosphorylation; sphingolipid metabolic process. Gene Ontology annotation, molecular function: lipid kinase activity.
UAGCUCCGGACGCAGCUAAAGACAAGUCAGCCGCGGUCUCCAAGUCCUUCCCCGAGGGCCUCCUCCGACCCCUGGUUCAGGCUCAGCCCGAGGCUCCACCAUGCCCCGGGGGAAGCGCGGCGGCCGGGUGAGCGCCCUGGAGGGCUGCCGGGAGGAAGAGGCGCCCCCCGCGGCCGACGCCGUGCCCUCGGUGCUGUGGGCGUCCGGGCAGCAGCCAGAGGCAGCGGCGGAGCAGAUUCUGCUCCGGGGCAUCUUCGAGAUCGGUAGGGACAGCUGCGAUGUGGUGCUGAGCGAGCGGGCCCUGAGGUGGCAGCCCAUCCAGCCCGAGCGCCCCACAGGUGAUUCCAAGUAUGAUUUUCUACGUAAAGAAGAAUUUAUUGAACUCAAGGAUAUAUUCUCUGUCAAACUGAAAUGGCGUUAUUCUGUUAAACAACAGAAAAGUGGCACUUUAUUAGGAAUCACACUCUUCAUAUGCUUGAGAAAGGAACAAAAUAAAUUGAAGGACUCUACACUUGAUCUUAUUAAUUUUAGUGAAGAUCACUGUGACAUAUGGUUUAGACAAUUCAAGGAAAUCUUGGCAGAUUUUUCAAACAGACCAAAAUCUUUAAAAAUACUCCUCAACCCCCAAAGUCACAAAAAAGAAGCUACCCAGGUCUAUUCUGAGAAGGUUGAACCACUGUUGAAAAUUGCAGGAAUAAAGACUGAUGUAACAAUAACGGAAUAUGAAGGGCACGCUCUGUCACUGCUAAAAGAAUGUGAACUACAGGGAUUUGAUGGUGUUGUCUGUGUUGGGGGAGAUGGAUUUGCCAGUGAAGUGGCCCAUGCUUUGCUUCUUAGAGCCCAGAAGAACUCCCGGGUGGAGACAGACCUCAUCCUGACUCCCGUGCGGGCACAGCUUCCACUUGGUGUGAUACCAGCAGGAUCUACUAAUGUAUUGGCACAUUCUCUCCAUGGAAUCCCUCACGUGGUAACUGCAACUUUGCACAUUAUAAUGGGGCAUAUACAACCGGUUGAUGUCUGCACCUUUAGCACCACUGGCAAGUUUAUUCGCUUUGGGUUCUCAGCCAUGUUUGGCUUUGGUGGAAGAGCUUUGGCCCUGGCAGAGAAAUACCGAUGGAUGUCCCCUAACCAACGGAUGGAUUUUGCUAUCAUUAAGACACUGGCAAAACUUAAACCAGAGGACUGUGAAAUAUCAUUUUUACCAUUUAAUAGCUCUCAGGAUUUAGAAGAAAGGGCAGAGGGAUCUCCCAAAUCUGACUAUAAUGAUAAGUGGCAAAUGAUCCAGGGUCGGUUCUUGAAUGUCAGCAUUAUGGCAAUUCCGUGCCUAUGUUCAGUGGCACCUAGAGGCUUGGCACCUAAUACCAGAUUAAAUAAUGGAAGUAUGGCUCUUAUAAUUGCACGAAACACUUCUCGGCCAGAAUUUAUAAAACACCUGAAAAGAUAUACAAGUGUUAAAAAUCAGUUCAAUUUUCCAUUUGUUGAAACUUACACUGUUGAAGAAGUAAAAGUUCACCCAAGGAGUAACAUCAGUGGACACAAUCCAGAGGAAGAGGAUGGACCAUAUGAAACUACUUCAGGAAACAGUUUCCCUUGGAAUGUAGACGGUGAUUUAAUGGAAGUUGCAUCUGAGGUUCAUGUUAGAGUACACCCAAGACUUAUCAAUCUUUAUGGAGGAAGGAUAGAAGAAAUGAAUGAUUCCAAAGUAACCUGUAAUUGUUUAUAAGAGGAAUAUGUAGAAUUUUAAUAUAAGGGAUAUUGUCAUGUUUUAAACAGAU